AUGGCCACCACGACGAUACUAUGUCACUUCCCAGUGUCGCGCCCUGUGAUCGGCGAUCCCAGGACAGACCUAAGAUACUUUCAUUAUCUCAAACUGCGGCGCUGUGCCAAGAUGGCUCUUACAUUGGCGUCCUUUGCUGGCCCAAAUCCCACCCCUUCCUUGGAGAAUUUCGCUCCGGCGCGUGGGACUGACCUCCGUAUUCACGAUCCUAACAUUAUCAAAGUCGGCAACACCUACUAUUCCUACAGCGUGGGAGAACACCUCGUCAUCCACCAGGCCCCAGGACUUGAUGGACCAUGGAAACAAACCGACUGCGUAUUAGAUAAAGAUAGUAUCAUCCCCAAAGGCGACCGCAAAGCUCCGUGGGCUCCGACCACCAUCGAAGUAAAAGGUACGUUUUACUGCUACUACGCUGUUAGUCAGGCCGGCUGUCGCGAUAGCGCGAUCGGCGUCGCUACGUCUACAUCGCCUGGGCCGGGGUCCUGGAUCGACCGCGGCGCUAUCAUCCACUCUGGUACCGGGAUAGGGUCAGACAUAUAUCCAAUGGAUGUGUCGAAUGCCAUCGAUCCAAGCGUUUUCAUCACCACCGACGGCAGGGGGUAUCUGACCUUCGGAAGCUAUUGGAGCGGCAUCUGGCAGAUUCCAUUGUCCAAGGACCUGGUAUCGAUCGAUAAUGGUAGUCUAGCUGAGGCACAUCAUUUGGCGUAUGAGCCGCAAGUGAUAUUGCCUGUUCGACAGAUUCAGGAGAAUCCUCUAUGUGGAGAUCCCUCGGGAGGACAUCCGGUCGAGGGAGGGUUUGUUGCUUAUCAUGCGCCGUAUUAUUAUCUUUGGUUUAGCUGGGGCAAAUGCUGCAAGUAUAAUAUCCGUGUUGGUCGAUCUGUCUCUCCACGGGGCCCUUUUGUGGAUAAACAGGGCAGGGACUUGGUGGACGGCGGCGGAGAGAUCGUGUAUGGCUCGAAUAGAGAUGUGUAUGCUCCUGGUGGUCAGGGAGUGUUGACUGAUGGGGAGGUGGAUAUUCUGUACUAUCACUACUUGAACAAGACUGUUGGAUACGAAUUCUGGGAUGCUCGACUGGGUUAUAACCUGUUAGAAUAUGUUGACGGCUGGCCUGUUGCCGUAUGA
Messenger RNA from Aspergillus tanneri, 1122 nucleotides. RefSeq names its product arabinan endo-1,5-alpha-L-arabinosidase. Lineage: Eukaryota; Fungi; Ascomycota; Eurotiomycetes; Eurotiales; Aspergillaceae. Gene Ontology annotation, biological process: carbohydrate metabolic process. The transcript has 5 exons. The record is from RefSeq and is a predicted model, not a curated record. Gene Ontology annotation, molecular function: arabinan endo-1,5-alpha-L-arabinosidase activity. The coding region runs from base 1 to 1122 and encodes 373 amino acids.